AUGGAAAGGCCAAGGACACGCUAUUUGGAGAUCGCGGUUCCCUAUCUUACCGCAAAGGCUCAAAACACAGUGCUGAAUGCCAACUACCAUGCCUUUCUACUUCGCAACAUAUACUUGUCUCACAACACCCCGAGUAGUGGCGACAACAGAUCUAGAACCUCGAAACCGUACGUCUCGGAGCCCGCGCCAACACUACCUCCUAGGCAUUUCAUUGGAAGCGCAUAUGAAGCUCAACGACAACAUGCGAAUUUUGUGCCAGUACCUCCCACUGUACGGUUCGUUGAGGGCAAUCAUCAAGCUAUACAACAAAACCCCAUUUCCCAGCAACCACCACGACGGGACUCCAACCUGCAGGCCCCUCAAAAUGAAACUCAAUCUCCAAAGCAGCGCGUGAAACCUCAGCAGGCUUUGCCACAGGCUCCUCAUUCACAACCCCCUUAUAACGGAACUCUGGCUCAGCAGCAACAAGUGACUCAGUAUGCACCACCACCACAGGCCCCAUAUCCACAGCUCCCUGGUGAUGGAACUCUACGUCACCCGAUGCAGCUCAAUCACUCGCCUCAACCUUGCAUGACGCCUAUGGAGUUUCUUAGCACGCCGGCGAGCUCGAUAAGCCAACAAAGAUUCGAUACUUCGCAGCCUCAACCCCAGAGAUAUCCGACGGAGACUAGAUUCGGCAUCUUCUCCGAUCCGCCUCAGUCCAAUAUAACAUCAGCUGAGAAUCCAAGCACAGUGAUAGGAUCUAUGGGACAACAGAACAUCGGUGUUUCUAAACCACAACAUGAGGGAAAUCCGUCGCUAGAUUUGUUGGACCGCUCACAGUUUUCGCCCAUUGGAGGCUAUUAUCAAAACAACAAUUCAGUCUCUGUUGCUAGUAACAGCAACGAUCGAUUUCCUGAUAUUGAUAACCAAGAAGGUGACAAAGGUACUGAUCUGAUGGAUACGGGUCACUGA
Fusarium subglutinans is the source of this 954-nucleotide messenger RNA. RefSeq lists its product as uncharacterized. NCBI's taxonomy places the organism in Eukaryota, Fungi, Ascomycota, Sordariomycetes, Hypocreales, Nectriaceae. The transcript has a single exon. Bases 1 to 954 code for a protein of 317 amino acids. The record is from RefSeq and is a predicted model, not a curated record.